UUACUAGUUUACUAUAUAUCGAUAUCUACGUGAACCAGGACAGUUUUUAUAGAUAGCAAUGGCAAGUGACUUCAAUACUUGGAAAAAGAAAGAGUUACAGCAUUUUCUGAAGAAGUGUAACCAACCAACUUUCUGAAAUAAGCCUGAAUUAAUAGAGCGGGCAAAAGGGGCUAAAGAUCUGGGCCUAGACAUAAACAAUAAUGCACCCCGAGAUGAUAUAAAGUCGCCUCUUCUCACGCCAUUAGGUGAACAUUUACCCAGUCCAACAGAAUUAAAAGAGGGUUGGUCAACUAAUUGUGACCAAUUUCCGGACUUUACACACAAAGAACUAUAUAACUUUUUAGUUUUAAGUAGACAUAGAUCUUACGAUGCCAGUGAAAUGGGAGCUAGACGUCAACUGAAGGCAAAGGUUUUUUACCAAGAAGGACACAUUUCUAACAUUAAUUGCCACCAAAUAUCUGAAAAGUGCUCCCACUGUAUCAUCAAGUGCCACUGUCUCCCAUCUAUACCAACAAAGGAUAAGAAAAAGAAGCCAGCAUACCAGACUUGGGUGUAUUUGUCGAAGUUACUGGGAGAGUUCAUAAUGCUGAGUGCAACUGUGUAGCAGGGGCUGGAGAAUCCUGUAGUCACAUAGCAGCUCUUCUAUAUCAUGUAUAUGGCAUAGCAGACAUAACACAACAAAAAUAUUCUGGCAAGAUUGCACCAACCUCAAAGGCUUGUGAAUGGAUAAAGCCACGCAACAGAAACCUGUCUCCAAAAAAAUCUCAAGAAAUGGUAUUCAAUAAAUUUAAGUCUCCCGAUAGAAAAGUUUCCCUUUACAGUGUAAAUGCAUCGUUCUCGAAAGAUCUGUCAACUCCAGCAAUUCUGAGCUUUAAGGAAAGACUUAUGAAUGUAAACCCUGAUGCUGGCUGGUUAAUGAACUUUCCACAAAUAUCAGAUUCAUGUGAGAAUAAUACAAGUGUAUCAACAUUGCCAAAACUUCAUAACAUUAACUUUUCAUACAUGGAUACAGUUGAUAUUACUAGUAUUGAGUGUGUUCAACAUUUUUUAACCUAUUUUGAUAGUUUGAAAAUAACAAAGGAUGAUUGUAGUAAAAUUGAAGUAGCUACAAGAGAGCAACACAAAAACCCUCUAUGGAAACAGGUACGCAGAGGGCGUCUAACGGCGUCAAAGUUUGGGAAUAUUGUCAGGAGAAAGGUUGACACUGAACCUGACAACCUCAUAAAGUAUCUUUUAGAUUACACACCAAGUUUCACAAAUGCAGCAAUCAGCUGGGGCAAAGAUCAUGAGCAAAUAGCUAUUGAUAGCUACCUCAUUCGUGUAAGGGAGAGUCAUCCACCACUCACAGCUACAAAAAAUGGUGUCAUUAUAAAUGAGAAUUUGCCACAUUUGGGUGCUACUCCUGAUGGAUUAGUCUAUUGUCCACAUUGUAAUCCAUAUCAUGGUGUGAUUGAGGUUAAAUGUCCUUAUGCCUUAAGAGACAUGCAUCCGUUGGAAGCGGCAAGGCAGAGCAAUUUUUGUUGUGAACUGGAUAAUUUUGGGCGUUUAAGACUUAAACGUAGUCAUUCUUAUUAUUAUCAAGUUCAGGGACAAUUAGCUAUAACUAAACGUGCAUGGUGUCACUUUGUUGUUUGGACCAAUAAAGGAAUGGAGUUUGAAAGAAUAUGCUAUGACAAAGAACUUUGGGAAAACAUCAUGUUACCUAAGUUAAAUGCAUUUUUUUGUAGUGCCAUUGUACCAGAACUAUUUACAAGCCGUGUAAAACGAAGGCUGAAAUUGUACAAUUAACUCUCCGACUAAUUCCUUAAAUGUGCAACAAUGUUUUCGAACAAAAGAUAAUUUAUUGUUUUAAAAUUUCAUAACGUUACUUAAACACCAGAAUAAGAGACAUGUACAACCUACAUACAUGUACCUGAUUAUAUUUAUAUAUUCUAGCCAAAAAUAAUCAUGGCAGUUGUGAGUACACGCAUUA
Mytilus trossulus (common blue mussel) is the source of this 1972-nucleotide messenger RNA. RefSeq lists its product as uncharacterized. Bases 772 to 1788 code for a protein of 338 amino acids. The record is from RefSeq and is a predicted model, not a curated record. The transcript has 2 exons. Lineage: Eukaryota; Metazoa; Mollusca; Bivalvia; Mytilida; Mytilidae.